AAGCUUGAAUUAUUGAUGGGAGCAAUGGCGUUGCCGUCUGUCUGGAGUGUGGCGCGUGUGGCAAUCCCGUUCGUCCUGGUGGUUGGGCUGCUGAGCAUCAGGCUUGUGGGGGCCGCCCAGGACUCUGGGAGCAUCAUUCCUGCCGAAAGUCGUCCCUGCGUUGAUUGCCAUGCGUUUGAGUUCAUGCAGAGGGCGUUGCAGGAUUUGAAGAAGACAGCGUAUAAUCUAGACACACGGACAGAAACCCUCCUCCUGAGAGUCGAAAAGAGAGGCCUGUGUGAUUGCUUUCAUGCAAUGCACUGA
This is a messenger RNA of Mesitornis unicolor (brown roatelo), 303 nucleotides long. RefSeq names its product neuropeptide-like protein C4orf48 homolog. Bases 16 to 303 code for a protein of 95 amino acids. The transcript is spliced from 3 exons. NCBI's taxonomy places the organism in Eukaryota, Metazoa, Chordata, Aves, Mesitornithiformes, Mesitornithidae. The record is from RefSeq and is a predicted model, not a curated record.